AUGAUGGAACUUGCUGAGAUAGUGAAUAGUAUAUUAUUUGAUAUGCUUUACUCUGAAGACAAUACUGACAAUGAGCAAGAAGAUUUGCCUUAUGAUGGAGAUCUACAACAUAGAGAUCAAUGUAGUUGUGAUUCACAGAAUUUAGAAGAAUUCAUUUCUGUAAAAUAUGUCUCCCCAACUGUUUCCACAUUGACAUCUUCUAUCAGCAACCUGUCAAAUGAAAAUUCAGACUGCCAAAAGCAAUUGUCUCAAAGGAAAGUAAAUGCGGUGCUAUUGACAAACAAGAAUGACGUAGAAUUUGCCAUGACAUCAGGAAAGGAAAUACAAUUUGGCGGUUUUACCAGUUCAGGAAGAAAUGAAGAGUUCUCCAACUCAAAAAUGUCAGAUGUCCUUUUACGUCAUUUUCCAACAGAAGACUUCACAUACCAAUUAAUUGAUUCUGAGACUAUCCCAGAGAUAUCGCUUACUGACAGUUUUGAUGAAACAGUGCUAAUAAAAAAUAAGAGUUCGGAAAAUACAGGGAUAUUUCGCCCCAAAGAAGAAAUGAAGAAUAGUGAAAGGAAAGUAAGUUGUAACUUAGUUGUCAAAAAUUGGGAUUUGACUCAAGAUAAGCUAUCUUUAAUAGAUGAGGGUGUUAUUGUUCGUAACAGCAAAUACUGCAACAUGGAUGACUCACAAUUUCUAAUCCAGAAGGAACCUGGAAGACUUAAUGAAGACUUAAAUUAUACCUCUACCCACAAAGAGUAUCAAAAUCAACAAUACUUUCUGGAUAACACUGAAAAUUUUCAUAAUCCCCAAUGCAAUGAACACCAGGUUUAUUAUAGACUUCACGAUUCCUCUGAGACUUCUCCAAAAGUCAAAGAAUUAAAAAGAAGUAAUGAAAGCUUUGUUUUUAAAAGAACGAAAUCUUCCACAAAUUUGCUUGGUAAAGAUGUGCUAGAAGCAUUUACAUUUUUGGAAUCUGAUACAAUCAGAAAUCAAGAAGACGAAAAUGGAACUUUUGAACUUGAUCAACAGCUGGAGGUGCUGACAAGACAAGCUGAGGUUCAAAAUCAUAUCGACCAUCUAAGAUUUAAUAGUCCUAAGAUACCUCCUUGUUCAAAUCCACAUACAGCAGAACUUAGUAUUGAAGCACAAAGUGCUGGAAUAGCUUCCAAAAUGUCUGCCUUUUCUCCUGCAACCAUUCCUAUGGAGCACAUGUUUGGUUUUUCCCAAGCCCCUCAUCCAGAAUCACGGUCUAAAAAUAUAACUUCUUCAUUACCGUUAGUUGAUGCAAUAAGACAACCGUCUGCGAACACUCCUUUUCUGCAAAAUAUAACAGAUGAGACGGAACAGAUAUUAAAGAAACAAACUGAAGAGCUGAAAGCAAAUGUUGAAAUAUUUUCUGAGUGUAUUAAACAGAAUGUAUUCUCAGUACAAGAACAUUUUCAGUUUUUGCAACUUUUAAAAGAACAACUGGAGCAACUGGAACAUAAUUAUGUAGCCACCAGGGAAAAGCAUUAUGCUUUGCAACUUCAGAACCAUAAGCAUUCAUCAAGAACUAUUGGAAAAUUUGAUGCUAACAGAAAAGUAGAAGGGGAAAUAUUUAAACUUGGGAUGUUCCUUGACGAUAUCAAAGAGAAAAUUGAGAAGACAUUCGCUUCAUAUUCCUCAACAUAUAUAACAUCACCGUCACUCACAUCCCCCCCAUCUUCUAUUUGUUCAAGCUAUUCUGCGAGUCCUUUGAUUACAAGUACCAAUGAACCUCCAAAAAGAAAUGUUGCAGGACUAAACAUUCCCCAAAAUGAGAACUGCUGGAAGAAAAAAAACCAUCCUGUAGAAGGAACUCCACAAAAGGCAUAUAAAAAAUCUAUACAAGGCCACAGCAACCAUCCAUCCCAGCAAAUUCCUCUAGAACUGCAGAAGAAAAAUAUCCAUUUAAAAACAAUGUCAUCUGGGGACAAAGCAAGACAACAAACAAAUAGACAUAUUCUUAUAAAAGAAUUUGACCAAUACCCCAGAUCCCAUAAAACAAAACAGAAUUAUAACAAUGAACAAGAAAACACAGAUAGGAAUUUAAAUGAUCUUCAAAUAAGAUCUUCAGUUCUAGAAAAUUUAAGCAGCAAAGAAUCUAAUGAGGUUGAUUUCAGUUUAUUGAAUGAACAAGAACCUGUAAUAUUUUCCAUAGGAAGAUCAGCUUUAGAUACCUUUGAGAAAGUGAGACAUUCUACUGAUAAGUCUAAAAUUAUUAUUCAUCCUACAUUGAAAAUGCAGUUAUCAAGAAAUAAAAUAUGCUCCUUUUAUUCUAAUAGAAAUAAAACAACAGAAUACAGAAAAACAACACAAGGACAUUCUGAUUGUGAAAGAUUUCCAAUCUUCUUUGAAGGAAAACCAGAUUUAGAUGUAACAGGUAAUGAAAUAGAAGACAUUUCAUUCUGUGACCUACGAGAAAGUUCAUCUAGUAAAGUUGACCUGGAACCUCAAAUUAAACCUCCUGGAUCAUGGAUCCAUCAUGGACACAAAGAACUAAAUAAAGUUCUCCCCAUUACGGGCAUAAGACGUGAUAUUUACAAAGUGGGUUAUCAUACAUGGAAUGUACUGUAUGAACAUUUUUUUUAUUUUCUUAUGCUCUGUCUUUUUAGACAGAAUCUAUAUAUUCCCCAAACUCGCUAUUCAAAGAUGCAGGAUAACAUUAUCCUUUCACCACAGUACCUCUCUGGUAGCAAUAUUAAUGGAAGGAAGUCAGUCAGUAAUAGAAGAAAAAGACGAAGUAAAGACAUAAAUAACAUGAUAUUAAACUGCACUUUGGAUAAUGCUAUACAGAUGGCAAACAAUUUGAAGACAACAACAGAGCUUAUGAUUCAAGCUGUCUCAGAAGAUUUAGCCAAAGUCAAAAUUCAGGCAUUAUCCAGUGGAACAGCUCAUCAGUACUGACAGUGUAUUUUGGAGACUAAUAAACUAUAUCUAGAAUAGAGGUAUUCCAUGCAAAAUUAAAAUAAGACUACUGGAAAAAGAAAC
Molecule: messenger RNA, 2997 nt
Organism: Thamnophis elegans (Western terrestrial garter snake)
Lineage: Eukaryota; Metazoa; Chordata; Lepidosauria; Squamata; Natricidae
Gene: AKNAD1
Product: AKNA domain containing 1
Exons: 18
Coding region: 1-2913 (970 amino acids)
Source: RefSeq, a predicted model, not a curated record